AUGGAAUUUGCAAGAGCCAUGGCCUGCCUAGGAAAGUUGAAUUCCCCGGAAAUGCGGCGGGCGAGGAGCGCCGAGUUGGCUGAAAUGGCCACAAUAAAAGGAAAAACAAUUUCUGAAUUGGAGAGGGAAAUUGCAGAAACACAAGAAGAACUCACAAAGAGCAAGGCGGACAGACGACGAGUGCAGCAGGAGUUGCGUCAGGUUGCCUCCAAUGCAAUGGAGGGCACAGCCUCUCAAGCAGAUCUGCUGUUUCUGAAGCACGAUGUGCAGCUGGCAGACGAAAAAAUCACAAUUUUCCUUGAUAAGCUGCAGCGGUUGGACGUUCAACUCGCGCGCCUCCGCAGCCAGGAAGAGAAAGAAGAAAGUGGCACGAACAGAGAGCUGCAGGAAGAAGAGAUGAUAAACGAAGAAGAAAGAGAAACGAGAGCGAAGAAAAGCAGCACAAGAGGCCGCCCUAAACCACAAAAGAGCAGAGCAACGCCGUCAAAAGCAAGGAAACCAAAGAGCAGACAAACCCCAACGCCGAAGAAACGAGCGAGCACCGCAGACAAGAGAAACAAAAAUAAACCCAGGUUCACAGAGACCGAAAUAGCAGAAGGCCAGCAGCAAGCCUCCACCCCCGAACAAUUGAAGCAGCAAAUGGAAUUCCAAUACCACCUGCAGCAGAUGCACUUAGAGAUGCAGCGGCUGCAGCAGCUAGAAAGAGACGAAAAAAUCAAAGAAAUUCCCCCUCAACGGCAGGGUAGCUGGAGAACGAGACACCGAAGAGGGGCAGAAACAACUGUAUAA
This is a messenger RNA of Eimeria acervulina, 789 nucleotides long. Its product is annotated as tropomyosin 1 alpha chain, putative. The record is from RefSeq and is a predicted model, not a curated record. NCBI's taxonomy places the organism in Eukaryota, Apicomplexa, Conoidasida, Eucoccidiorida, Eimeriidae. Bases 1 to 789 code for a protein of 262 amino acids. The transcript has 4 exons.